UUUGGUAGAGAUGGCAAGGCCAAGUGUAGCAUUGUGAUUCAUGCCCAAAUCAAUUCAUCUUUUUCUCUUCCUUCUCGUUACAUGCUCAUUGUUAGUUUGCCUAUACUAUAGUGAAAUAGAAGAAAAUGUGAGUCGCCGAUUUGGGCCCCAUUUGUUGGGCUCUAAUCUGCGAAAUUUGCGCGCAAGUGAGGACGUCUCAGUGUUGACAGGUGCCUUCCUGAAUGUCACGCCCUCAGCAUCUGUUCAACAUGGCGAAGUGGAAUACCAAAAUAACACUUCGUUUGUUUAUUCUUAUCACAGUGCCAACACCAAGCAUGCCAAUUUUUCUAUGACGGAAACCAUUCAUCUUGCCGUGAUUUUUUGUAAUGUUGGUCAGAAAGCUGCAUUGAAAUGGAAUUUCAAAAAAAUGACUCGAUCGCUUUUCAAGCAUUGCUCAAACAACAUUGCUUUACAUUUUCAUUUGGUGACUGAUCCAUCUAGCUGGGAAAUAGCCAAAGAAAUCAUCCAUCAUGAGUCAAAGAAGACAAAAAUAAAUAUCCAAGCGUCAGCUUACUUUGUUGAUACAUUUGCCCAACAAUUUAUCACCACUAUUGAAGUCCUUCAACAAUAUUUUAGUGCUAAACCUGGAACCUACUACAACCAAGCACUAUUCUAUGCUUCUGUUCGAUUACCUGAUUUGAUCCCUUCAAAUGUAGCUCAGUUAAUAUUUGUUGAUGUAGAUACUGAGUUCCGGGACAGUGUUGAGAAACUAAACCAGCAAUUUGAAUAUUUUGAUGACCAACAACUGCUUGGGUUGGCCCCUGAAUUGUCACCUGUAUACCGUCACAUACUGUAUGUUUAUCGCAAUCAACACAAAACUUCAUUGCUAGGAGAACCUAAAGGGAAAGGCUUCCCAGGCUACAAUAGUGGGGUGGUAUUGAUGAAACUAGAUAAGAUGAGGCAAUCUACUCUAUAUCAAUCACUUCUUACCAAUUCAUCCCUUGGCAAUUUCACAGAGAAGUACAGUUUCAAGGGUCAUCUGGGAGAUCAAGACUUCUAUACACUUGUUGCCUUAGAGUAUCCUCAUUUGUUUUAUACACUUCCCUGUAAUUGGAACCGACAACUGUGCCAGUGGUGGAAGUCGAAAGGCUACGACGAUAUAUUUGAUCUGUUUUAUGAAUGUAAAGGUUUUAUCAGUCUGUAUCACGGGAAUUGCAACAGUCAAAUUCCAGAUGCUAACACUUAAUUUGCCAUAACAUGUUUUGCUAUAACAUAAUUGCUCUCAGUCCUGGUGCCAUAUAUAUAUAUUUGUAUGAAAUUAUACAAGAUAUGCUUUAUCUGGUUAAA
Molecule: messenger RNA, 1326 nt
Organism: Daphnia carinata
Lineage: Eukaryota; Metazoa; Arthropoda; Branchiopoda; Diplostraca; Daphniidae
Product: xyloside xylosyltransferase 1-like
Exons: 2
Coding region: 41-1225 (394 amino acids)
Molecular function (GO): UDP-xylosyltransferase activity
Source: RefSeq, a predicted model, not a curated record